AGCGCUUUGGGCCCAGGAACUUGUUUAAAUCGGAGCUGCGGGGUAUUGUGAGAUGGAACAAGUGCGGGACAUCGAUGACGUCGUGCCGGUCUGCAACCUCGACUCCGACGCGAAAGAGGAGCCGUUGGAACGGGAGAUGCGCAAGCUUCGGCAGAUCGUGGAGGACCAAUUUGCGCUUCAGCUGCGACUGCUUCUUGAGAUCAAGUGCUCGAAGCCGCGGAACGAGGCUCCUGGACCUGUCACCCGCUCGGCGCACCUGGCCCCUGUGAUGGGGGACCUGUCCGCGGGCACCGAAGGAUCCAUGCCGCUCUCUCCCGUUGGCGAGUUCAAUCGAACCAUCAGCCCCGGCAUGGGCUCGAUUACCAUGUCCUCCAUGGCCAGUGACGCGGUGACCUCCAACGAUGUGGUGGAAUUUGGCGUCAAGGUGAUGACUGAACCUACCGAGCAGAAGGAGCACAAGAAGAAGGCCUACGAAGCUCAAGAGAGGUCGAUCAGGCAGCUCACGCCGGUGCCAUGCGGCGAGGAGGAUGAGCAGGUGGCCCCGCGCUGGAAGGACAUCCCUGGCAUCAUCGUGAACUCCACCGCCUUCCCCAUCUUCAUCCAGUUUGUGAUCUUGGCGAACUUGCUGGUCCUGGGCCUGGAAGUCGACACCGCGGCCUCCGUGCCGUCACAAGACAUGCCCGGCUGGUUCGAGGUGGCGAACUAUGUGAUCGUCUUCGUGUUCACUGCGGAGCUGCUCUUGAAAUUCAUGGCACUCGGAUGCCGGAAGUAUUUCUGCAGCUCAGACCGGACUUGGAACCUCUUGGACCUCAUCAUCGUCUCCGUUUCGAUCUUGGAGUGCGGUGUUGACCUCGUGGCAAAAGCUACCUCCGGCAGCGCGGAGAUGAACAGCAGCCACCUGCGGGCCAUGCGCCUGGCGCGCCUGGCGCGGACCUUGCGGGGGGUGCGCAUCAUCCGGCUCUUGAGGUACAUCAGCUCCCUGCGCACCAUCAUGAUCUCCAUCGUCAGCACCAUGGGCUCGCUCUUCUGGACGCUGGUUUUGCUGGUGCUCGUCUUCUACACCUUUGCGGUGAUCUUGACGCAGAUGGUGUCUGACUACUGCAAGUACGACCUCGGUGCGGAAACGAUGGCCUCUUGCAGCUACCACGACAUCGCUUACUGGUCCAGCGUGCCAGAAAGUAUGCUGACCCUCUUCUUGUCCAUCUCGGGAGGCCUCAGCUGGGUGGAUGCGCUGCUGCCUUUGCGCCAGAUCGGGCCACUGGCGGUGGGAAGCAUGCUGCUGUACGUUGUGCUGACCAUUUUUGCGAUUUUGAACGUUGUGACGGGCGUGUUUUGCAACAACGCGAUCGAAAGUGCGCAGAGUGACAAGGACAUCGCCAUCAUGAAGCAGAUGCACAAGCACGAGUCCCAGGUCCGCGCGCUCGGGGAGAUCUUUGCAGAGAUCGACGAGGAUGCCUCGGAAAGAAUCACGAUACGGGAGCUGAAGGAAGCCUUGAACGGCGACAAGAUGUCCAACUUUUUGAAGUCCAUGGACAUUUCCACCGAGGACGUGUGGACGCUCUUCAUGGUCAUCGACAGCAACGCCGACGGUGAGAUCUCAGCAGACGAGUUUGUCUAUGCGUGUCAGCAGCUUCAAGGCCCGGCCAAGGGUCUGCAGAUGGCGCGGAUGAGCUUUGAGAACACCGUCAUGAGAGAGGAGGUCAAGAAGCUCCAGAAGGACUUUGUUCGCUUCAAGAAGCAGAUCGUCAAGGGCGCUUCCCCAUCACCUACGUCAUCACCGCCACGACUGGGCGGCGGUCCAAAGCCGCAGGUCUUCAAGUUCGACGUGCCCCGGUGACGUGACGAAGUGACACGCUUUAUUGCUGGCCUCUCAGCCCACCCGUUUUGACCACAAAGAAAACAGGGGGCUCGGGCGCCAUAGCGACAGGGCUCACUUGUGCGUGCACUGCACUCGAGAUUCUGGGCUGGAAAGACCCCUCUAUGGGUCUAGUCCAGCUGGCCUCAUCAAACACAAGCAUUCCUUACCCAAAGGCUCCUGGGGCUUUCAAUAAAAGACCCGACCCCUCCAUUGAAUACCCCGGAGGUGGUUGGUUGUUUGAAGGCCCUACUUGUUUGAAGGAGCCUCUGGGUAGGAGGAUUACGGCUUACUCACUUUUGCGUUGCCACGUUUUACGUCGCCAUCACCUCUGCGGCUGGGCAAAGGCGCUCAAACCAAGCAGCCGGACCUGAGGAACUGACACCUUCCAUUUGUUUAAGAUAUUUGUGAUUUUCCCCUGUUGGUUUUAAAGGGAA
This is a messenger RNA of Effrenium voratum, 2292 nucleotides long. The record is from the annotation of a GenBank genome assembly. NCBI's taxonomy places the organism in Eukaryota, Dinophyceae, Suessiales, Symbiodiniaceae.